AUGAAUGAUCGGUUGAACCAAAUCCAACAAAACAUUGAAAUACUAACAAUAGAACCAUUGCGUGUAAAAUGUUAUGGUAUAUUAGAUAAAUGGAAGCAAGAACAGAUAGAAUCAAUCAACGAAUUUCAUCGUUUGAAAUUAAACGAAUUUGACUUGAUUUAUGCACAAGCGGCAAGCGAAUUACAGAAUAUGAAAGAAAAACGAUCAGUUGAAUUGAGAAAAUAUCUACCAACAUUGACAACAAAACAAAAAUCUGUUCAUCCACAUGAAUUAGAAUUACUCGACACAAAAUUAAAUGAAAUUCAACGAGAAAUCGAUACAUUCUCAAAAGAAACGUUAAUCGAUAUCCUCCAUGAUCAAAUAAAAUUGGAUGAUACAAUUAAAAUAACGAAAGAAAAGACAGAAUUUGAGCAGCAGCAUCCGUUAGUAUUUAGUGUGCAUUAUUUGAACAAACUGCAGUUAAUUAAACAAAUUCCAUUGAAGGGAACAGCGUCCAGUAUUGCUUCUUCAGCUGAGCAUAUUUUGAUACAUCAAUUCCAACCACCAAAACUUAUUUUAUAUCAUCGUGAAAAGCUGUUAAAAGACUUUACAAUCGACAUAACGCUUAACGGUACUAUUACUGAUUUAUGCUGGUCAUCAUAUUUAUUUGCAUUUCUUAUUCUUCACUCUAAAGCAUUAUUUUUGCUAAGCCCGGAAACCUUAAAACUGACUAAUGUACACGAAGUCAAAGCGGACGAAGAACAAAAUUUUUGGUCGUUAACAACGAAUGAUACUAACGUCUUUGUUAGUACGAACGACGAUUCUCUGAUCCAACGUUUCUCAUUACCGUCAUGGAAAUUAAUUAAACAAUGGAAUAUAAAAGAUAUAUUAGAUCCAAAAGACAAUGGCAUUUGUUGUAUUAGAAGCAAUCAAUUUACUCUAACUGCUGCAGUCCUUAGUAAAGAUGGCACUUGGCAUUGUGAUACGUUUGAUUUUAAUAUGAAACCAAUGCGCCGUGGCUCCGCUUUGGAUGAAGCAAACGCUACACACGAUUACGAAUCAGAGUUGUUCCCACUUAGCCAGAGAGGUCAAAACAUUGAGUUUAUACCUAAUCUAGAGAAGCUAGAGAGGCUGGAAGGAUGA
Messenger RNA from Didymodactylos carnosus, 1122 nucleotides. The record is from the annotation of a GenBank genome assembly. NCBI's taxonomy places the organism in Eukaryota, Metazoa, Rotifera, Eurotatoria, Philodinida, Philodinidae.